Molecule: messenger RNA, 303 nt
Organism: Tinamus guttatus (white-throated tinamou)
Lineage: Eukaryota; Metazoa; Chordata; Aves; Tinamiformes; Tinamidae
Source: RefSeq, a predicted model, not a curated record
AUGGCCGCCCCUCCCGGUGCAGCCCGUGCCCUGCCCGGGGCUCCGGUCCCCGAGCUGCCCGGGGCGCCGCUCCGCGCUUCGGGGUUGACCUGCUCUCCACCGGAGUCCGUCUUCGCGCCGCGAGGCCGCGGGACCCUCUCGGACGAGCACGCGGGCGUCAUCUCCGUGCUGGCGCAGCAGGCGGCCAAGCUCACGACCGACCCCACCGAGACGCCCAUCGUGUGCCUGGAGGCCGACAGCGGGAACAUCAGGAUCCAGAAGCACGACGCCAUCACGGUAGCAGUGCCCAAGCUGGCAUCCUGA